Molecule: messenger RNA, 1378 nt
Organism: Gekko japonicus
Lineage: Eukaryota; Metazoa; Chordata; Lepidosauria; Squamata; Gekkonidae
Gene: NPFFR2
Product: neuropeptide FF receptor 2
Biological process (GO): regulation of MAPK cascade; regulation of cAMP-dependent protein kinase activity; G protein-coupled receptor signaling pathway
Cellular component (GO): membrane
Molecular function (GO): neuropeptide receptor activity; peptide binding; opioid receptor binding
Source: RefSeq, a predicted model, not a curated record
AGCAGCCCCGUCGGCUCCGAGCCAGCCUUUCUCGCCGACCGCUGCCCUGAAUCGGAGCAGUUCAACAUGGAUACAAUCAUGGACCCCGUUUUUGCAACCAGUUCACCAUCCCUGGGGAAUUGCAGCGGGCCAAACCACACCUGUAACGUGGAGAGCAGCGUCGCCUACGUGGAUUUUUACCUCCACCAGCCCCUCAUCGCCGCAAUCUUCAUCAUCUCCUACCUCCUCAUCUUCCUCCUGUGCAUGAUCGGCAACGGAGUGGUGUGUUUCAUUGUGCUGCGGAGCAAGCACAUGCGCACCGUCACCAACCUCUUCAUACUGAACCUUGCCGUCAGCGAUUUGCUAGUGGGGAUAUUUUGCAUGCCUACCACGUUGCUGGAUAAUAUAAUCUCCGGGUGGCCCUUCGGGAACACGGUCUGCAAGAUGAACGGGAUGAUCCAGGGCAUCUCCGUCUCGGCCUCCGUCUUCACUCUGGUUGCAAUCGCCGUGGACAGGUUCCGUUCCAUCGUCUACCCAUUCAAGCAAAAGCUCACCAUAUCGACGGCCGUCGUCAUCAUUGUGGUCAUCUGGGUUUUGGCUGUGGCCAUCAUGUGCCCGUCCGCAGUGAUGUUGAAGGUGGAGAAGGAGAAGCAUUUCCGGGUGAUCCUCGGUGAUGGGAACAAAACCAGCCCGAUAUACUGGUGCCGGGAGGACUGGCCCAACCAGGACAUGGAGAGAAAGAUCUUCACGACGGUGCUCUUCGCCAACAUCUACCUGGCUCCCCUUUCUCUCAUUGUCAUCAUGUAUGCGCGGAUAGGGAUCACCCUCUUCAAUACCGCGGUCCCCAGCGCCGGGAAGCACGGCCAAGAACGCCACUCGGUUUACAAGAAGAAGCAGAAGGUCAUCAAGAUGCUUAUCAUUGUGGCGUUGCUUUUCAUCCUCUCGUGGCUGCCCCUGUGGACCUUGGCAAUGCUCUCGGACUAUGCCGACCUGACCGAAGAGCAGUUGCAAGUCAUCAACAUCUACGUCUACCCUUUCGCCCACUGGUUGGCCUUCUUCAACAGCAGCGUCAACCCCAUCAUCUAUGGGUUCUUCAACGAGAACUUCCGGAGGGGUUUCCAGGCGGCCUUCAGGUUUCAGCUUUGCUCCAGGGACUCGAUAUCCCGGGAGAUGUAUUCCCAGCGGGGGCAAAGCAACGCCGUUUUACCAGCAGCUGUCCCCCAACAAACGGCUCAGCAUCCUGUGGCGGCGGGAAGGCCACCUCAGAAAGGGAACUGGAUGGACAAGACGCAAGUGCUGAUGCUGGAAGAUCUAGAAAAGGCGGGAAAUAGUAAUGGGAUUAAACAAGACUUGCUGUGAACUACCUCAUCCUGUUCGGUUGGUGCCGACUUUAACAAUG